This is a messenger RNA of Aureococcus anophagefferens, 240 nucleotides long. Its product is annotated as histone Octamer, chromosomal Protein, alpha carbons only. Gene Ontology annotation, molecular function: DNA binding; protein heterodimerization activity; structural constituent of chromatin. The transcript has a single exon. Gene Ontology annotation, biological process: nucleosome assembly. The annotation marks the transcript as partial. NCBI's taxonomy places the organism in Eukaryota, Pelagophyceae, Pelagomonadales, Pelagomonadaceae. The record is from RefSeq and is a predicted model, not a curated record.
GAAUCAAGCCAGGGCAUCACGAAGCCCGCGAUCCGCCGCCUGGCUCGCCGCGGCGGCGUCAAGCGCAUCAGCGGCCUCAUCUACGAGGAGACCCGCGGUGUCCUCAAGGUCUUCCUCGAGAACGUCAUCCGCGACUCCGUCACGUACACGGAGCACGCCCGCCGCAAGACGGUCACGGCCAUGGACGUCGUCUACGCGCUCAAGCGCCAGGGCCGCACGCUCUACGGCUUCGGCGGGUAA